This is a messenger RNA of Nomia melanderi (Alkali bee), 2588 nucleotides long. It is a transcript of the gene Bcs1, whose product is annotated as mitochondrial chaperone BCS1. The record is from RefSeq and is a predicted model, not a curated record. Gene Ontology annotation, molecular function: ATP hydrolysis activity; ATP binding. Lineage: Eukaryota; Metazoa; Arthropoda; Insecta; Hymenoptera; Halictidae.
CGUCACGUGAGAAACAUUUGCGUUAAGUACUACUUUAAGAUUAUAACAAUAUCGUUACUGAAGUUUUUAGAAUAAUUUGAGAUUCGAUUAAAUCGCUUAUUAUAACGUUAAAUUGUUUGAGCAAAGUAACUAGCUUGAAUGUGUACGAUCGACGGAAAUGAAUGAAAGUGAUAGAAAUAAUCUGUAAAUUCGAAUAUUAACAGUAACGUGAUACUUGGAAAAGAAUAGCUUGAUAUGACUUACAUACCUUCAAAUUUGCAAUAGAAAUUAUGUUAACGGAGAAGAAUCAAGUAACAUCAACAGCCAAUCCAUGCAUUGCACGUGCCGGUAAAUACCGCACUGGUGAAGAGAAACAACUCUACGAGUUUACACGUAUAUAUAAAUACAGUAUUGCCCCCAUAACUUCAUGAAACUCUCGGCAGGUUUGGACUGGUUUAGAGCGAGACGUUCGAAAGUAGCGGAAGCUGUUUUUCUUUUCCUUUCAUUGGUCGACACUCGUCGCGAUUCCUUUUUCUUGAAAACUUGCCGGAUUGCGCCGCUGAACAGAGGGAAUAGAAAUAGGACCUUAAUAGAGUUGCAAGAAAGUCGAAUCGUAAAGAUAAUAUUAUUCCAAAUAAACUUACGAUCACGCGUAUCAUAUGAAAUUCGCAAUCGUAUCCACGAUUUACUAGUCGAAUAAUUAGAUUACUAUCGAAUAAUCAUCCAAUUUAUGCGCCUAACAUACACAUGAUUUCAACAUACAUUUCAAGUAACGUACUUGGCGUGUACAUAGGUACUCAUGUUUCGCUCAUCACAAAUCUCAAUUACUUAACGAUUCUAAUAGCAAUCUAAACAAAGAAUUUAUUACUUAUUAAUUGUACUCUAUAUAAAAAAGCAGUACUGCAUCAUGACUAUAGUAGAUUAUGUACAAACAUUAUCUGACAAUCCUUAUUUUGGAGCUGGUUUUGGCCUCUUUGGGUUAGGAGCUGGAGCAGCUCUGUUGCGAAAAGGGGCACAAGCAGGAAUGUUGUUGUUUAGGAGACAUUACAUGAUCACUUUGGAAGUUCCAUGCCGUGACAAAAGUUAUCAAUGGCUUUUACAAUGGAUCACGUAUAAGGGUGCAAAGAGAACGCAACAUCUAUCGGUCGAGACAAGUUUCGAGCAAAGAGAAACAGGUCACAUAAAAACUAGAUAUGAUUUCAUACCAAGUAUUGGAACUCAUUUCAUUAGGUACCAAGGGAAUUGGAUAAGAGUGGAUCGCACGAGGGAACAGCAAACAUUAGAUAUACAAAUGGGCAUACCGUGGGAAACGGUUCAACUGACAGCAUUUGGAAGGAAUAGAAAUAUAUAUUUCAGUAUUUUAGAAGAGGCCAGACAAAUGGCUUUGAAGGAACACGAAGGCAAAACAAUAAUGUAUACUGCCAUGGGAAACGAAUGGAGGCAAUUUGGACAUCCUAGAAAAAGGAGACCAAUAGAUUCGGUUAUUUUAGAUAACGGUGUCGCCGAUAGAUUACUGAAUGAUUGUCGUGAAUUUAUAAACACCCCUGCAUGGUACAGCGAUCGCGGUAUUCCAUACCGUCGAGGAUAUUUACUAUACGGUCCUCCUGGCUGCGGUAAAUCGUCAUUCAUUACCGCUUUGGCUGGAGAAUUAGAACGGGGUAUUUGUGUGUUAAACUUGUCGGAACGAGGCUUAACGGAUGAUAGAUUAAAUCAUUUAUUAGCUAUGGCUCCACAGCAGACCAUUAUACUUUUGGAAGAUAUCGAUGCCGCUUUUACCAGUAGAGAAGAGACUAAAGAGGUGAAAUCUGCGUACGAAGGCUUAAACAGAGUAACAUUCAGCGGUUUAUUGAAUUGUUUGGAUGGCGUUGCUUCCACGGAAGCGAGAAUUUUGUUUAUGACAACCAACUAUUUGGAAAGACUAGAUCCCGCGUUAGUUAGACCGGGACGGGUAGACGUAAAGGAAUAUAUAGGCUGGUGUAGCGCUACACAAAUCGAACAGAUGUUUUUAAGAUUUUAUAAAAAUAAUGGAAGCAAAGCAAACGAAUUAGCUAAAGCAUUCGCAGAAAACGUACUAUCGCAGAAGAGAAACAUCAGUCCAGCACAAAUUCAAGGAAUCUUUAUGUUUUAUAAAAAUAAUCCAGAUGAUGUAUUAAGGAAUGCUUCACGUAUAUUGGAACUUACGUGAUGGGAAAGAUUACAGAGCAGAGAGUAACCAUGAUGGAAGUAGUAUUAUCAGGCUUUGGAUUUAGCAUGAAACUGGGAAUUAAACUGGACUAGAAAAAUACUUUUCAUAUGCGAAGGCGGAGAAAGAAAUGGCAGAAAUUACAGAUCUCACAAGGUUACAUGUUUGUAUUAACAGCGCUGUACUUGCGCUUACUCGUUUGAUCGUGGUUUUUCACAUUUAAAAUUUGUACAAUAUAAACUUAAUGAAAAUGUCAUAUAAAAUGUUUGGUUUCACAUUGUUCACUUUAAUUAUUACGUUACUAUUGACAUUGCGAUAUUUUAAGUGACGAUCCGAAGAUAAAAUACAUGAUAGCAAAAUAAACGUUGUAUAAUUUUUUUUAUUCUCGACAAUAUAUGUAUAUUCUUGACUGCAUUUAUUUAUUUAU